Messenger RNA from Arabidopsis lyrata subsp. lyrata, 346 nucleotides. RefSeq names its product putative defensin-like protein 104. The record is from RefSeq and is a predicted model, not a curated record. The transcript is spliced from 2 exons. Lineage: Eukaryota; Viridiplantae; Streptophyta; Magnoliopsida; Brassicales; Brassicaceae. The coding region runs from base 13 to 291 and encodes 92 amino acids.
AAUAUCAUUAAAAUGGGAUUUUCCCCCAAAACUUUAGUGGCAUUUUGUUUUACUGUCCUCUUCAUCAUAUCUUUUGUUCAUUGUCUUCCUAUGACUCCUGAUGGAAGUCCGGGUAAUGGAAGAAAGCUAAUUCCUCGUCCGGAAUGGAGAUGCUACGAGGAUGAUGGGUGUCGUAAGGGACAAGUAGCAGGCUGCGAUCGUUAUUGUAAAGGAAUAAGCAUUACUUACGGCAUUUGUAUUGGAGUCAGAUGUUGUUGUUUUGAAGUUACACCUAUUCCUCCUCCUACCUAACUAGUACGGCUAUAUAUAUUAUAUAAGAUGAAACUAUCUAAUCAAAUGUAUUGGU